Blumeria graminis f. sp. triticale is the source of this 1965-nucleotide messenger RNA. Lineage: Eukaryota; Fungi; Ascomycota; Leotiomycetes; Helotiales; Erysiphaceae. The record is from the annotation of a GenBank genome assembly.
AUGGAUUACUCGGGGAUUUGGCACACACAGGAUCCAACAGGUAACAACUCCCAAGAUGGCUUUCAACAGUUCUUCGACACGCAUCUCGAUUGUCUAAAUCCUGAAUUUAAAGGAUUCACUCGAAAUUUAUCACAAGGCUCUGUAACCUACUCCCACAAUGAAUCAAUGGAAGGAAGUUGCAAAAACGAACAAAAAUCAGAAACUUAUGGCCACAAUACUCAAGAAUCAUCUCUUUCAAAUGAGGCCAUGAGAAAUUUGGCUAGCUACAGCGAAAUACUACUUCAGACACAUGAACACCAAACUCUUGAAACCCCUCUAGAACUAUCUGCCCGGAUUGAAUAUCUCCAGCGCCAGCAGCGUCUUCAUAAAGAGUAUGAAAUGCAUGACCUGCAGCAAAAAACAUUCGCCCAAACUAGAGCAAUUCCUCCCACGCCUACCAGUGUUGAGAUGAACUGUGUCAAUACCCACUUUUACAACGAAGCAGUAGAUAGCCAGCAGCACACCACCUUUGAAAGAUACCCAUCACAACUUACAGAGCAAGAAAUGGCUUUCACUCCCCUAGUUUCACCGGCAGUUACGCCGAUCGAAUACCAGCCCAAUCCAUCUGAAUAUAAUUUCCAGGGAGCAUAUUUUAGCCCUCUCAGCUCUCCAGCUAUUCAAGCGCAAAAUGAGAAUCAAUCAUCGCACGAUCAGCGAUAUUCUCUUCUCGCUAACUUCCCUAUUGAUUUGGACAUUGAUCUAAACACAGUCUCUGGAGGCUCUACAAACUUAACUAGAGGUUUAAAUUUGAGGACCUCAUCAACACAAAUCCGAAGACCAGCGAGAAUACGCAAAUCACCAACAAUAAAGCCAACAGGGCGGCAAAAAGGCUCAACACAAUCCUUAAUAUUCUCUUAUGAAGGAUCAGGGUCGCCUCAGAUAAAGGCGAAAGCUUCGAAAUCUAAUGUUUCUAGUUCAAAAACUCCUAUGGUAGCCUCAGAAAGUAAUUAUUUGGCUGCUGAGAACUACUCCAAUAUGCCACCCCCUCCGCUUCCAUCUCCUGUGGUAGCAGGUCGAUAUAUGCAAAACAGCCUCCAAAAUACUAACGCUAUAAUCCAAAGCCACCAUCUUCAAUGCCCGGCUACUCCAGCGUCGCUCAUGGGAAUUAGUCAAACGACAAAAGCAAGUCGUAGCGAAGACUUGUAUUUAGAGAAUAGGCAGAUAGAUGAUAACUCUUUAUCAAAUAUAUCGAACAUUUCGAGACCCCAAACAAAAUAUAAUUCUGAGCCAAGUGCGAUAUUUUUUUCGGCUACAACUAAUUCUACAGGUGCAUCAAGGAUCCAACCUUUGCCGUCAUCUCCCCUUUCAAAGCCUAGCAAGAAUUCAUCACUAAGUCCAGGCUUACCAACUGAAAAUCAGGAAAUAUCUACCAAAUCAGAAUGGAAGACUAAGACUGGCCCACGUGUCUCAAAAAAGAGAACAUGCAUACUUGCAUCUCCUGCAAUUCUUCCUCGGAUCUCCCCGAACAUUAAAGCCUUGCUACCGAGUGGAGAUAAAGUUCAUGAGGACACUGCAUCAUUAAUUCUAGCCUCAAAAUCGAACUAUCAAAAUAUACUCGAAGGCAACCAUCUCCCUGGUAUCUCCUACUCAUCAGAGUUAUCGUCACAUCUAACCUCAAAGCGGACCUCUCAUAAGCUUGCAGAACAGGGGCGAAGAAACCGAAUGAAUUCUGCUCUUCAAAUAAUGGCCACACUUUUACCCCGAGGUUCUUCCGCGGAAAAUGGAGCCGAAAAGGUUGGAAGUGGAAGUUCAGGAGAUGGUGAUGGUCAAAGAGGGUUCUCUCAAAGUGCUAAUAGCAAGGCUAGUACAGUGGAACAGGCGAUAGAUUACAUUAAUUUCCUGAAAGGACAACUAGAUGUAGCAAACAAAAAGUUAGAAUUAAUUGAGCGAAGUAACUCGGAAUUGGAUCAAAAAUUACCAUCUUGA